AUGUCUCAGCAAAAUAAUGAUUUGGCCUAUGGUGGCUAUUAUGAAGCCGAGCGGGGAUCCGAUGGCUCCAGGGGUCUGAGCGAUACCUUCAAGAAGUUCCGCGACACUUACGGCAGCUACUCGGGUUCUUCAAACCAGGGCCAUGAGCAGUACCAGAAUCAAAACCAAAGCCCGAACCAGAACCAGAACCAGGGACAGAACCAAGCCCCGCAGUACGGAUACAAUGACCAGAAUGCUCCCCCUCCAAACCAGUAUCAACAAAGACCUCACAAGGAAGAUAAAAUUGGUGGGUUCUUAGAUAAGAUCCAAGACGUUGUAACAAACAUUGGCUCCGAGUUUGCCACAAAGCUGGGUACUGCUGUUGAUCCACAGGCCUAUGCGCAAUAUGGUACCGGCGGCAAGCCAGCAACCGAGAACCGUUUUGGAAGCUUCGCCCCUCCUAGAGAGCACAACGAUGUGAAGUGGUAUGUCGAUGGAUGCAACUACUUCUGGGCUGUGUCUCGAGCUUUGGAAACUGCCCGGGAGUCCGUCUGGAUUCUGGAUUGGUGGCUGUCUCCUGAGCUCUACCUGCGUAGACCUCCUGCCAAGAAUGAACAAUAUCGCCUCGACCGGAUGCUGCAGGCUGCGGCUCAGCGCGGUGUGAAGGUCAACAUCGUCGUGUACAAGGAAGUGCCCCAGGCUGUAUCCACUUGCUCUGAACACACUAAGAAGGCAUUGGAAAGCUUGCACCCAAACAUUGCUGUCUUCCGUCACCCUGACCACAUUCCAGUCCGCCAGGAGGUGGAAUCUGAUAUUGCUGACUCUCUGCAGCACAUGUCACUUCACUCAGGAAAUCUAGCCAAAAUGUCUGGAGAUGCUUUGAAAGCCAUCUACGGUAUCAACGAUGAUGUUGUUCUGUUCUGGGCUCAUCAUGAAAAGCUCUGCAUGAUCGAUGGCCAGAUUGCAUUCAUGGGUGGCCUUGACCUGUGCUAUGGCCGUUGGGACACGCACCAACACUCGAUCUCCGAUGAACAUCCCUCUGAUGCCAGCGAGAUUGUCUUUCCAGGACAGGAUUACAACAACUCCCGAGUUCUUGAUUUCCAAGAUCUCGCCAACUGGCAAAACAACAAGCUGGAUCGGAAAGAAAUCUCCCGCAUGGGAUGGUCUGAUAUCUCCGUCAGCCUGCGUGGUGCAGUUGUAGAGGACCUGCGUCGGCACUUUGUUGAGCGCUGGAACUUCAUCUAUGACCUGAAGUACAAGGCCGAGAAUAAUACCAGAUAUGGAAGAAUUGAGCUCUAUGGACGGCCAGGAUCAGCAAACCUAUAUCCUUCAGGAUACGCGAGCCCGCAGAACCCUCAACCACCAUCCCAGCAAUACCCUCCUCAGGUUGGAGGCGUUCCAGGAGUGCCAGGCGUGUCUACUUAUCCACCCCCUCCUAGUCAGACGCAGAUCCCACAACAGCCUGCUUCGUCCUACCAGACGUAUCACGCUGAAACACCGCCACCGUAUCAAGGCAAUACAUCCAGUUACCCAACCCAUGAAAAGCCUGCUGCCAACUACCAGGCUUCCUCUCCUGCUUACCCAAGUCAGGCUCCCACUCAAUACACUUACACUGGAAAUUCAUUCCCACCGCCUCCUCCCGGUGCCCCUCCUGCUGCGUCGCCUUCCAGCGAACCUUAUCAAAUCCAGCAACAGGGACAGUCUUCUUACUACCCAUCGGCUCCUACUCAGCAUUCUGAUAGCUCAGACUACCAAGGACAGGGUCAGACUCAGGCACAGUCAUCCUACUACCCUGCAGCACAAGAUCACUCACAAGGUCAAGGCUCUUAUUACCCCUCUGCAGGUGAACAACAUCAAACUGCUACUCGUGGACUUGGAGAUAAUCAGUAUGAAAGUGAUCGAAGCUUUGUACCGCGUCGUAUCCAGGAAAACCUUUCCAGCCUUCGCGGCCAACUGGCUGGUCAAAUUCACCAGUACCAGGAUCGUCUGACCACCUACGGCCGUCCAGGCUCUGCUCAGACACAUGGCAACAUCUCAUGCCAAAUUGUGCGUAGUUGUGCUAAGUGGAGCAACGGCUCUCCCGUAGAGCACUCGAUUGCCGAUGCGUAUGCUGCGAUCAUCAAGAACAGCGAACGGUUCGUUUACAUUGAAAACCAGUUCUUCAUCACGGCUACUGGCAACUCACAGGAACCUGUGAAGAACCAGAUCGGUGCUGCGAUCGUGGAGCGUAUUCUGCGCGCUGCUCGGGCCGGCGAAAAGUACAAGAUUAUGGUUGUGAUCCCAUCUGUGCCUUGCUUUGCCGGAGAUCUCAGAGAUGAUUCUAUGCUGGGUACUAGAGCAAUCAUGGAAUUCCAGUACAACUCGAUUAACCGCGGUGGCCACAGCAUCAUGGAGCUUAUCGCCAAGGAAGGCUUCAAUCCGAUGGACUACAUUCGGUUCUACAACCUUCGUAACUACGAUCGGAUUAACAACACUGGUGCCGUACCUCCCGUUAACACUACAGCUCCUGAUGGUUAUGCCCCGAACGCUGGCCACAGUUCUUUCGAUACCUCUGCCACCUACCAGCAAAGCCCAUCAGCUGCUUACCCUGCAAAAGCUGCUGGCCCUGGUAAUUGGGACAGUGUUAGCUCGUGCUAUAUGCUUGGCGGAGAAGAUAUCCGCAAUGUUCCUUGGACCGGCCACCCUGAUGCGGAGAUUGAUGCAUUUGUGAGCGAGGAGCUCUACGUUCACUCCAAGGUUAUGAUUGCGGACGACCGGGUGGUGAUCUGCGGAUCUGCAAACCUGAACGACCGCUCGCAGCUUGGCGAUCACGACUCCGAAAUUGCCGUGAUCAUCGAGGACUUCAACCCGGUGCACUCCAGAAUGAACGGCCAGCCAUGGACAGCUAGUCGCUUUGCCACCUCCCUGCGCCGCGAGCUGCACCGUAAACACCUUGGACUUCUGGCUCCUCAAGACUACUCUCGACCUGAGCAGAACAGCGAGCCCGUUGGGGUACCGAACCAGUGGGACUUCGACUCUCCCGAAAGCCAGAUCGUUUCCGACCCGCUGUCAGAUACGUUCCAAAGCCUUUGGAACUCCCGCGCGCGCAACAACACUGAGGUGUUCCGCAAGGUCUUCCGCGCCGUUCCAGAUGACAGUGUGCGCAAUUGGUCCACCUACAAGGAACUCUACGAGUACUACUUCCACAAGGCAGACGAUGAGGCAGGAGGCGACACUGGAUUUGGCCCGAAGGCCCGAUACCAAUGGGGCCAUGUGGUGCGUGAUGACUUUGCGCCCGGUCCCGACGGAGUCAAGCAGGUUAAGGAACAUCUCAGUCAGGUCAAGGGAACUCUUGUCGAGAUGCCUUUGAUGUUUUUGAUUGAGGAAGACGUUGCCAAGACCGGUUUGGCUUUGAAUGACAUCACGGAACCGAUUUACACUUAA
Messenger RNA from Penicillium taxi, 3402 nucleotides. It is a transcript of the gene pld2, whose product is annotated as putative phospholipase D (PLD). Lineage: Eukaryota; Fungi; Ascomycota; Eurotiomycetes; Eurotiales; Aspergillaceae. Gene Ontology annotation, biological process: cell motility. The transcript is spliced from 5 exons. The record is from RefSeq and is a predicted model, not a curated record. The coding region runs from base 1 to 3402 and encodes 1133 amino acids. Gene Ontology annotation, molecular function: catalytic activity.